AAAUAGUAAGAGAAUAAAAAUCAUUAAAAGAGAAAAAGGAAGAGGAAGGAAGGAAUCGCAAGUCGUCUGUCCCGCAGGUGCAGACGACCUGUCUUCAUAGCCAAACAACCUCAAAAACAUUCAACAACGUUCACUAUUAAUUCAUCAUAAAAUAAAAACAAGUUUCGAUUUUUUAUCUUUGUUUUGUUUCUGAUCCAUUCAUGGAGGUGCCGAGUUCCUGGGAUGCUCUUCGCAAACAGUGCUAGUAUUUGCUGGAGUCCUGAUGGAAAAGCUUAUGCAAUAGAGAAAUUGUAUUUGAAGUUGUACAAUUUUGUGUACAACAAAGUGAGAGAUGGAAAGAGAAGAAAGAAGAGUGUGAGAUAAGAUGGUCGAUGUAAUAUAGAGGGAAAAAAUAGUUAUAUGAAUGAUAUAACUGUACAUAGUAUUAUGGAAUUUUAGUUGUAUUAGUAGUUUGCAUCUUCAAGCUUGCAAUUCAUGUAUAUUGCAAAUGAUUGAUAGCAGAAAUCUCCCCCUGCCCAAUCUUUUGCAGGCGAGAAAACUUGAAGCUCAGUUGGAUGAGCAGAUGAAUUCUUAUCGUAAAUUGGUUUCUGCUAAUGUUUCUACAAAAGCUGACAUUGCAGAGAGUGAUCUAGGGUCUUGGAUUGAGCGUUUACUAAAGCAACUCCAACAAGUAAACACACAGAUGCAAGCUUGGGUAUCAUCUGGUGGUUCAGAAAUGGUUUCUCAUACAUUGACUAGACACCAAGAAAUUCUUCAAGAUCUCACCCAGGAGUUUUAUCGUCUUCACUCAAGUGUUAAAGCUAAGCAAGAACAUGCUUCACUGCUAGAAGAUUUUAAAGAAUUUGAUCGAACAAGAUUAGAUUUGGAACAAGGUGUAGACUCUGAACAGCAUGCACUCCUAAAAGAGCGCUCAUCUAUCAGCCGAAGUGCAGGACAUAUGGACAAUGUAAUUUCACAAGCACAAGCAUCACUAGGAGCACUUGUCUUCCAACGUUCGACAUUUGGCGGUAUCAAUUCAAAGCUUGGCAAUGUGAGCAGUCGCCUCCCAACGGUAAAUAACAUACUUUCAGCAAUAAAGAGAAAAAAGUCAAUGGAGACCAUUAUACUUUCCCUUGUUUCUGCCGUAUGCACAUUUCUCAUUUUCAUGUACUGGCUAUCCAAGUGAAGCUGUUGUUUGUGUUGGGUGCUCAACUUUUGUAAACUCUUGUAUGUUCCUUGUCUAUUGGCCUUGGUAGCUCGUGCCAUGCUGAAACACAUUUUGCAAGUAGUCUAUUUUUUAAUCGAUUGUUUAUCCAUGUAUCAGAAAGCAAUACCGAGUAAAGAUCAGAAAUUACAUAUUACAUAGUGUUCCA
This is a messenger RNA of Glycine soja, 1352 nucleotides long. Its product is annotated as Golgi SNAP receptor complex member 1-1-like. Bases 488 to 1165 code for a protein of 225 amino acids. Gene Ontology annotation, biological process: vesicle fusion; endoplasmic reticulum to Golgi vesicle-mediated transport. Gene Ontology annotation, cellular component: SNARE complex; cis-Golgi network; Golgi medial cisterna. The record is from RefSeq and is a predicted model, not a curated record. The transcript is spliced from 5 exons. Lineage: Eukaryota; Viridiplantae; Streptophyta; Magnoliopsida; Fabales; Fabaceae. Gene Ontology annotation, molecular function: SNAP receptor activity.